Emiliania huxleyi CCMP1516 is the source of this 1659-nucleotide messenger RNA. RefSeq lists its product as hypothetical. The transcript is spliced from 6 exons. Lineage: Eukaryota; Haptophyta; Isochrysidales; Noelaerhabdaceae. The coding region runs from base 1 to 1659 and encodes 552 amino acids. The record is from RefSeq and is a predicted model, not a curated record.
AUGAUUCACCUAUGGCUUGCCACGUCCGCCUUCUACUCCGCUGCCCCUCUCCCGGCCUGCCGGUCGCCUCGCAUCCGCGUAGUCCGGCUCGACCACGGCGACAUCGAGGUGCUCUCGUGGCGCGAGUUGCAGCGCGCUUGCGUCGCCGAGGGCCUGCCUGCGCGAGGCAAGGCGGUGGAGCUGAGAGAGCGGCUGCGGCAGGUGGAGGCGCUCCGCCGGGACAGCCGCACGAUGCGCGACCGCGAGGAGCGGCGCGAGCGCGACCGCUUCGACGCCGCGGCCGGCGCCAUCGAGGUGCUGCAGCAGGAGGCGAGGGCCGAGCAGGCGCAGCUCGCCGCGGAGCUGCGGCAGCUGGAGGAGGCUCCGGAGGAGGAGCCGCCGCCGCGGGCCGAGCUGCGCUCCGACGCCGCCGCGCGACGCUUUGAGGACCUCAAAGCGCGCGGCGAGGCUGAGGUGCGCAGGCGAGAGCAGCGGAGGAGGCUGUUGUCCGAAGGCGGUGCGCGGGUGUCUCAGGGCGCGGAACGGCGGCGGAGGCUCUCCGCGGGCACGGCGGCGAGGCCGGAGGAGGCGGGCGGGGUAGAGGAGGAGGCGGUCGGAGGGCGGGAUCGCCUGCUGCCCGCCGAAGCGACGGAGGAGGAGGUGUCGGCGGCGCAGACUCUUUCUCCGGCGGUCGGCUCGGCGGGCGGCCUCGCCGACGGCGUAGCAGGCGUGGUCAGCUGCUUGGGGAACGCCUCCGACUCGCUGCCGCGGUACUGUGAACAAUACGAGUCCGUCUGGGCGGCAGCCGCCGCAAACUCUGCCGCACAGCCAAGCCCGCGGAUGCUAAACACUCGCAUCGCGAGCGCACCCAGCGCGCGCGAGGUGCUGCGGCUGCACGCGGAGUUUGGGUCGACCUUCAACGAGGAGGGCGUCGUGGCGCGCCUCUUUCAGCGAGAGCCAGCUCUGCUCGCGCCGCUGCGGCUGCAGACCACGGGUUCGCUGCUGCUGCUGCGGCGGCGGUGGGGCGCGCGCGCGGUGGCGAGCACCGCCCACUCCCUCGCCUUGCUCAGCGAUGCGAUCGGAAUGGUUGCCAAUGUCGCGUGGGCCUUUGCGGCGGCAGACCACCGCACCGCGCCGGCCCUCUUCGACGAGGGCUUCGGCCGGCACGUCGAGAGCUUGGGCGGCGGCUUCAACGACGGCUCGCUCGUCCAGCUGCACCAGUGGGCGUUGUGGCUGGAGCGUGAGUGCGGCCGGGCUGACGGGCUUCCGAGCGAGCAGCUGCGCGCGCGGUUCCACGCCGCCUUUGCCAGCCGAGGCGGCCGCCCGUCGCGGCUACACAAGGAGGUGCUGAGCGCGCUCGCCUCGCUCCGGCUCGAGCCGGCGGAGCACCUGCAGACCGACGAGGGGUACACGCUCGACCUCGUCGUCGAGUGGCGGGGCGAGAGGGCUGCCGUCGUGGUUGCCGUCAUGGUCGACGCGCCGUGGCACUUUCACAACCGGCAGCCGACCGGCCAUACGCUGCUUCGGCGGCGGCAGCUGCGCCACUUCGGCUGGCGCGUGCUGCCGCUGCCCCAUUGGGAGUGGAGCACGCUCUACCACUCGGCCGUCGCCGACGACGCGCCGCCGCAGAGAAGGAUGCAAACCUACCUGCUGUACGCGCUCGAGCAGCGCGUCAUCUGA